Molecule: messenger RNA, 1772 nt
Organism: Neopsephotus bourkii (Bourke's parrot)
Lineage: Eukaryota; Metazoa; Chordata; Aves; Psittaciformes; Psittacidae
Gene: HS3ST2
Product: heparan sulfate-glucosamine 3-sulfotransferase 2
Exons: 2
Coding region: 25-1107 (360 amino acids)
Molecular function (GO): [heparan sulfate]-glucosamine 3-sulfotransferase activity
Source: RefSeq, a predicted model, not a curated record
CCGGCGGCGCGGCCCCAUGGAGCCAUGGCGCAUAGGGCGCCGAGCGGGCGGGCCCCGGCCCCGGCUCCGGCUCCGUCCCGGCGGCUGGCGCGGAGGGUCCUGGUGCUGUUCACGCUGUCGCUGUCCUGCUCCUACCUCUGCUACAGCCUCCUCUGCUGCUGCGGCGGCCCCGCCGCGCCCCGCGCCCGCUGCGCGCCCGCCCGCAGCGCCGCCGCCAAGAAACUUCUGCAGAAGUCGCGGCCUUGCGGGCGGCCCCCCCCCGCCGAGCCCCCCGCGCCCGCCCGCCGCCCGCGGGACCCCCCCGGCAGCCCCCCGGGGCCGGCGCGCCCCGGAGCCAAGCGCCUGCCGCAGGCCAUCGUGGUGGGCGUCAAGAAGGGCGGCACCCGCGCCGUGCUGGAGUUCAUCCGCGUGCACCCCGACGUGCGCGCCCUGGGCACCGAGCCCCACUUCUUCGACAGGAACUACGAGCGCGGGCUGGAGUGGUACAGGAGCCUGAUGCCGCGAACGCUCGACAGCCAGAUCACAGUGGAGAAGACCCCCAGCUACUUCGUCACCAAGGAGGCCCCCAGGCGCAUCUUCAACAUGUCCCGGGACACGAAGCUGAUCGUGGUGGUGCGGAACCCGGUCACCCGCGCCAUCUCGGACUACACGCAGACGCUCUCCAAGAAGCCGGACAUCCCCACCUUCGAGGGGCUGUCCUUCCGCAACCGCAGCCUGGGGCUGGUGGACACCUCCUGGAACGCCAUCCGCAUCGGGAUGUAUGCCGUGCACCUCGAGAGCUGGCUCCAGUACUUCCCCCUCUCCCAGAUCCACUUUGUCAGCGGGGAGAAGCUGAUCACGGACCCAGCGGGGGAGAUGGGCAAAGUCCAGGACUUCCUGGGCAUCAAACGGGUUAUCACAGACAAGCACUUCUACUUCAACAAGACGAAAGGCUUUCCUUGCCUGAAGAAGUCGGAGAGCAGCGGCUUGCCUCGCUGCCUGGGCAAGUCCAAAGGCAGGACUCAUGUGCAGAUAGACCCCGAGGUGAUCGAGCAGCUUCGGGACUUUUAUAGACCUUAUAAUAUCAAGUUCUAUGAAACAGUUGGGCAGGACUUCAGGUGGGAAUAAGCGUCCGGGAGCAGAGCUGCGGUGACGUGAGGCUGCAGUCUUCCAUGAAGGGGGGCUGGAGCCAGGACCCCCCGACCAGCCCGUCCUGCCCAGAGGCCAUGAGCAGAGGCAGGCGAGGGGCUUCCCCAGCCCUGGGGAGGCCAGGAUGCUCCAGAGCAAGUGGAGAUUGGGGAGACAGAGUCCUGCAGCAGCCGCUGAGGGAUGGUGCCCAGCAGGCACUGCCCAUCCCGGCAGGUCAGCAGUGCCAGGGCUGGCUCCGUGGGGUCCCAUUUGAUUUUACUGCCAUGUGGUCCCCAGGGUCUUGGUGAUGGUCCUGUCCUGCAGCUUAUCCAUGGGCUGCUCCAAAGCACGUCCCUCCUCUGUGUCCCAAAGCAAACGGGUGCUCCUGGACACCCCUGCCUACCCCGUGGGGCCACAUCCCGCCCUGGUGCUGGGGCAGGCAGAGCUCCAGCCGCUCCACUUCGCCUUUCAUCACUUAAGUGCAGUGUGUGACCAUGAGGACAGUGAGAUGUAUCUGCUUGGAAAAGAAGUUUAUCAGAGAUGUUGUACCGAUAUUUUGUCCUGUGAAUAAAGCACAGAAUCCUGCUGUUACGGGUACUUCAGCAGCACCAGUGUCCUUGUUCAGCAUGUCACCCCUUCCUGUGAAUAAAGCAGCUACCACCGGU